Messenger RNA from Juglans regia (Persian walnut), 815 nucleotides. RefSeq names its product 28S ribosomal protein S33, mitochondrial. Bases 339 to 650 code for a protein of 103 amino acids. The transcript is spliced from 4 exons. The record is from RefSeq and is a predicted model, not a curated record. Gene Ontology annotation, cellular component: mitochondrion. Lineage: Eukaryota; Viridiplantae; Streptophyta; Magnoliopsida; Fagales; Juglandaceae.
CUGUCCACACUUUGCACUGCGGCAGCAAAAGACGUCCAGCCCCUAUUUCUGGUAGAGUGCCUCGACCAACCUUCUCUGCAGCAGUGGUGCUCUCUGCAUAUCCUCUAUUUCCUAAGUUGAGCCAGCCCUGCAAAGAACAUAGCUCGGUUGAAUUUUCUUCCCCCAUUCGAAUUUCCCCUCGCGAAAAACCUCCUCCCGUGUCGCGUCACCUUCCUCUGCCUAGCGCCACCGGCGACGCUGUCGGUACCGGUGGAAUCAGCCGCAUCGCGUACUCCUCCCUCGCCAAGCCAGCAGCGCCGAGGAUUUUGGGGUUACGAAUCUGUGGAGGCGAACUGAAGAUGGCUACUAAUGGCCUAAAGAGCAUUCUGGCUAAGGCUGUGACGAGUGGAGUGAACGAAGCGAGAGCAAAGAUAUUCGGCCACAUGCUUAACCCAACAGGCCAGAGAUCACCCCACAAGCUGCUACGCAAGAAGCUCAUCGGUGACAAGGUUGCUGAAUGGUACCCACAUGAUGUCAUGAAGGAUGAUCCUCUUAUCAUGGCUCGUCAAGAAAAAGAGCGUUUAUCCAAGCUAGAAAUGUUGAAGCGUCGUGGGAAGGGACCACCCAAGAAGGGACAAGGAAAGCAAGCUGCCAAACGUAAAAAGAAUUGAAAUCCUCUCUUAUUGUUGGAACCAAACAAUCUCUAGAAUAGCAAGGCCGUUAGUACUUUUUUUUUUAGCACUUUGGCGUUUCGAAUUUUAUUGUCCACAUUCAUUUAUAUUUCUUGUAGUCUCUGUAUGAUUUCAACCCUUAAAUAGACUUAAGUUCUUGACCCA